Molecule: messenger RNA, 615 nt
Organism: Auxenochlorella protothecoides
Lineage: Eukaryota; Viridiplantae; Chlorophyta; Trebouxiophyceae; Chlorellales; Chlorellaceae
Exons: 2
Molecular function (GO): iron ion binding
Source: RefSeq, a predicted model, not a curated record
AGCUUUGCACGCUCGGCCAUCCAGGCGGCCCCAUCUCCCAUCACCCUGGUGUUGGUCAAGGGGGAAAACACCAGCGUGGACGUCAAGCGCCUGGUCAAGAAGAGCGCGCCCCCCCGCUUCGGGCGCCGGCUGAGCGCCACGGAGAAGGAGAGGGCCACCCACAUCUGCCUGGACUGCGGCUACAUCUACUGCGACGCCACGCCCUGGGAGGACCUGCCCAGCGACUAUGUGUGCCCCCAGUGCAAUGCGCCCCGGCGCCGCUUUGUGCGUUUCGACCCCGAGUCUGGAGCGGUGGGUGCAGGGGGGGCCACGGUGGAGGUUCGGGGACAGGGACCUCCUUGCAUGCAGGCGCAUGCCCUGACAGGCUGCUCCCCCCCCCUUUUGUUGAGGCUGUCCGCAGGGCCACCCUUUGCUGCGUGUGUCGCCCUCAUUCCUGCCCACCCUCACCGCCAAAACCCACCUCUCCCAAUGCCUCGCAGACCAGCGGCGCCAGUUUCGAUGCCGCUCGCUGGGCGACAGUGGCGGCGGGCCUCAUCGGUGUGGCCCUCCUGGGCUACCUGGGCCUCAAGAUCUAGUGUCUGGCCCCAUCCCUCUCUUGUAAACUGCCUCGGAUGA